Sturnus vulgaris (Common starling) is the source of this 4521-nucleotide messenger RNA. The record is from RefSeq and is a predicted model, not a curated record. NCBI's taxonomy places the organism in Eukaryota, Metazoa, Chordata, Aves, Passeriformes, Sturnidae.
GUAGCUUGUAAUAGUUUGUCACUGAAAGAAAGAAGUGCUUUUAGUUUGAUGCUUUGUGGUUAAGGUUUUUUAAAUGAGCACUUGAGUUUGUACUUGCCUGUGCUCACAGCUGAAGUUCCCUCUCUGCAGCUCUCUGUGCAGGUGAAUUAGAGAACCGUUUCUGUAACAGCUUUGUUGUCAGUCCUUUCUAUCAGUUGUGUUACUCUUGAUGCUCUUUCAGAGCUGCUCUAUUAGUGAGUGAGAGUUCAGUAGGAGCCUAAAUGUUUUGUUUUCUGAAGUCACUUCAGACAGCCUUGGUCAUAGGACUCUUAUGGAUGAGCUUUUUGCACCUGUAACUGGGUUUGGCCCCUCUAUCUUCCAGCUGUUGAAGAAAGAAACAAGAUAUAAUCAUGGCUGACAACAGUACUCUGGUGUCUGAAACUGGGAGGAGCCUCUUGGCUGAUUCAUCUGUUCUUGAUUCAAAAAUUAUAGAAACCUCCAAAGAGAAUGUAUUCCGUGCUACUGUUCUGGAUGUUGAAGCAGAAGAAAUGCCUCAAAUAGAAACAAGAGUGGUUUUGGUUCAGGAAGCAGGGAAACGUGAGGAGCUUCUGAAAGCCUUGGAGGAAAUUAAAAUGCCCUACAUAAAGACAGACACGAUAGAAGAGCUUGGAGACUCUGAUUCCCCAGAAUUUGAGACGGUCUUCGUUGUGUCAGACUUCCAAGCUCCCAUCUUUAGCAACCUCUGCAAGGCAGAUUGCCGAGUCAUCGGGCCACCAGUCGUGCUGCACUGUGCACAGAAAGGAGAGCCUUUACCUUUCUCCUGCCGUCCACUGUACUGUGCAAGUAUGUUGAACUUGGUACUGUGCUUUACAGGAUUCAGAAAGAAAGAUGAAUUAGUUAAGCUCGUGACCUUGGUUCAUCAUAUGGGUGGAAUUACCCGAAGAGACUUCAGCUCAAAAGUUACUCAUCUGGUGGCAAACUCAACACAUGGAGACAAAUUCAGAAUUGCUGUAAGUCUUGGUAUUCCUAUUGUGAAAGCUGAGUGGAUUUAUAAGGCAUGGGAGAAGAGGAAUGAAAGUGAUUUCUGUGCAGCUGAUGAUGGCUUUAGAAACCAGUUCAAGGUUCCUCCCUUUCAGGAUUGCAUGUUAAGUUUCCUGGGAUUCUCUGAUGAUGAGAAAGCUAACAUGGAAGAAAUGACAGAAAUGCAAGGAGGACAUUAUUUACCCGUUGGUGAUGAAAGGUGUACGCACUUGGUGGUUGAAGAAAGUACAGUAAAAGAUCUUCCAUUUGAACCUUUAAAAAAACUCUAUGUUGUAAAGCAAGAGUGGUUUUGGGGGAGCAUUCAAAUGGAUGCCAGAGCUGGAGAGUCCAUGUAUUUAUUUGAGAAGUCAGAGAGUCCUGACUUCAAGAAGUCGGUGUCGCUGCUUUCCCUGAGCACUCCCAACAGCAACCGCAAACGGCGGCGCUUGAAAGAGACUCUGGCCCAGCUGACCAGGGAAACAGACAUGUCCCCAUUCCCUCCUCGGAAACGCCCCUCAGCUGAACAUUCCCUCUCUAUUGGCUCCUUGCUGGAUAUUUCCAACACUCCGGAGUCAAGCGCUGCCAAUGGAGAAACACCAAAAUCCUGUGCAAGACCUUCCAAAAACUCAACUCCUCUUCCUCUCAAGCAGUCUGCAAGAUGGCAGGUUGCAAAGGAAUUGUAUCAGACAGAAAGUAAUUACGUUGAUAUUCUGACAACAAUUAUUCAGUUAUUUCAAGUUCCAUUGGAGAAGGAAGGACAACUUGGGGGACCAAUCCUUGCACAGGAAGAGAUCAAGACCAUAUUUGGCAGCAUUCCCGAUAUUCUUGAUGUGCACACUAAAAUCAAGGAAGACCUGGAAGAUCUUAUGAUAAAUUGGACUGAAAGCAAAAGUAUUGGUGAUAUCAUUCUCAAAUACUCAAAAGACUUGCUGAAAACAUACCCUCCGUUUGUGAAUUUCUUUGAAAUGAGCAAGGAGACGAUUACAAGAUGUGAAAAGCAGAAACCAAGGUUUCAUGCCUUCCUAAAGAUAAAUCAAGCUAAACCUGAAUGUGGUCGCCAAAGCCUUGCUGAGCUCCUUAUCCGUCCUGUUCAAAGGCUGCCCAGUGUUGCCCUACUACUAAAUGAUAUUAAGAAACAUACAUCAGAAGAGAACCCAGAUAAAAUAACUCUAGAGAGAGCUAUUGAAUCAUUAAAGGAGGUGAUGACACACAUUAAUGAAGACAAAAGAAAAACAGAGGCCCAAAGGCAGUUCUUUGACGUUGUCUAUGAAGUGGAUGGAUGUCCAGCCAAUCUCCUGUCCUCCCACCGCAGCUUGGUUCAGCGUCUGGAAACUGUAGCACUGGGGGAUGACCUCUGUGACAGGGGAGAGCAGGUCACACUCUUUCUGUUCAAUGAUUGCCUGGAGAUUGCAAGGAAACGGCAUAAAGUUAUUGGAGCUUUCAAGAGUCCCCAUGGCCACACAAGGCCUCCUGCAUCUCUCAAGCAUGUCGUUCUCAUGCCUCUCUCCCAGAUCAAGAAAGUCUUAGACAUCAGGGAGACAGAAGAUUGCCAGAAAGCUUUUGCCUUAGUUGUGAGGCCACCUACAGAACUCAACAACAAGCUGCUCAGUUUCCAGAUGACAACUGAAGAGCCUCGCAAGGAGGACUGGCUGAAGACCUUGUGUCGACACGUGGCCAACACCAUUUGUAAAGCAGAUGCAGAAAAUCUCAUUUAUGUUGCUGAUCCUGAUUCAGUUGAAGUAAAUACUAAAGAUAUGGACAGUACUUUAAGCAGAGCAUCCAGGGCAAUAAAGAAAACAUCAAAAAAGGUCACAAGAGCCUUUUCUUUCUCCAAAACACCCAAGCGAGCUCUCCGCAGGGCUCUGAUGUCUCACAGCGCCACAGAAGGGCGGAGCCCCAGCUCUGCUAACGAGAGUUACAUCGGCAGCCGCCUGACCAGCACCUCGUCCCUAGCGGGUGUUCCUUCUCCUUCCUUGGUCAGCCUUCCCUCGAUCUUUGAAAGGAGGAGUCACACAUUAAGCCGAUCAACAACUCACUUGAUAUGAGGCAGGUGGGAAAGACUCUGGUCUGCGGGAGUGACUGACAAAGCAGGCGGCUGGGCAGUGCCCUGUUACUGACAUUAAUGGUACCUUAGUCAUUAGCACUUAGCAAUGAUUAGCAAAAUGUUAGAUAACACUAGUAAUCACAAGGGGGGUUUAGUUGUGUUGAAGCAGACCAGCCAAUCAGUGGAAUAAGUAACUUGGCCUUCAUUUAAACACAGUGUUCCCUUGCACAGAUUUAUUUCCUUACCAGCAUAACUGAAACAUUUUCUUCUAUGGAAAUUGUCCCCUCCAGGCACUAAACUGGUUUGUCAGAUCUUGAAAUGAAGAUGAUGAUCACAUAAUUUACUGCUAGUUUGGAUGACUCUUAUGCUUGCCUAACUUCAUCUACUGGCAGAGCACUCUAAUGUUUGAAUUGUGGAUUUCUCAAAUGGAGAUACAUUAUGAAGUACCUGACCUUUCAAGUAUGACAGUUAAUCUGUUGUACAGCUGCUUAUUCCAGAUAUUUUUUAAAUGUAGUUGUUUAUAAUUAAAUAGAAUUGAGUUUUAUGAUUAUGGUCUGCAGCCUCACUGUAACAUAGUGGUAUGAGGAGCUUUGACCACCAAAAAUGAUCGAUGGAAUUCUUUGUCUUGCUUUGAAGUGGAAGUCUGAGGAAAAGAAUUACACUCCUGUUUAGCAGGGCUGUUAAAAAACCAAACCCCCACACAUUCCCCAUACUUGGUUAACAAAUCAUUAUUUAAUGCAUGGGACUAUUGGUGUAAUAAUACACCAAUAUAUACAGGACACUGUAACUUCAGGGUCCAAUUUUGGUGUGUAAAAUUUCAGUGUACAACUCCUAAGGCUUUUAGGCUUUCUUAUGUAUUUAUGUCUUCCUUUAAAACUCUGUCUUCACUUCUGUCAUCUCUGAACAGUUUGUACCCUGCAAUGCACUCUCACAAACUAUCUAAAUAUGUGAAUUUCUGCAUUUCAUUAACAGUUCAACUGUUGGUAUUAGCAGGAGUUCACAACUUCUGGUUUCUUUUUAACCACCUGUGUUUUGUCUUGUAUCUAUACGUAACUAGUGAUGCUUUUGAAUGUGUCAGACUGCACUGUUUUUUAUAUCUUUUUUGCCAAUCUGAGCAAUGUAAAUAAACUGUUUAAAAUAACACUGCUUUGCUAAACAAGCUUUUAUGAAAGUUUACUUUUUUAUAUGGGAAAAAAAAAAAGCAUUGUUGGGCUCCAGCCUACGACUGUACUUUGAUUAUCUAUGUAGUUAUUCCUAAUAAAGUAUACCACUUGAUAGGCCUGAAUCUUUUUUUGUUUUUUCUUAAUAUAUUCAUGAAUCUCCCCUGGAUCUACAUGUCCAGUCCGUGGUUUGUGUGGCUUUUUUUUUUGUCCUUGUCCAUUCAGAAUAAGCACCUGAACUGAAUAUGCACUGACACUUCUAUCAUGAAGUGGCUCUAGAAAAUAAACUAUUCAAUAAAUACUAAAAAUCCAACGACA